Messenger RNA from Elgaria multicarinata webbii, 2355 nucleotides. RefSeq names its product tubulin tyrosine ligase like 10 (gene TTLL10). The record is from RefSeq and is a predicted model, not a curated record. Gene Ontology annotation, biological process: protein polyglycylation. Lineage: Eukaryota; Metazoa; Chordata; Lepidosauria; Squamata; Anguidae. Gene Ontology annotation, molecular function: protein-glycine ligase activity, elongating. The transcript has 14 exons. The coding region runs from base 1 to 2355 and encodes 784 amino acids.
AUGGACUUCCAUGGGGACAGGGACGAUGAAUGUGAUCGCAUCCAUCUAAAUGGCGAAUCGGCUUGCGAUUCGGAGGAAGCGAUCCCGAGAGGGACAGCCACGUCAGUUCUUAUCAAGUUGCUCUGCCUUGUAGGAUGGAUGAAUUUAAGACCUCUGGAUGCCACUGAGAAAGCAGCUGCCCUUCGCUUAGGCUUCUGUUGGUACCCGUACUACAACAUUGAAGAUUUCAAGUGCGCAGCCAGCUGGAGAAACAAAUACGUGUAUGAAAACCCAGUCCUGAAAGCCUUGCAGGCCCAGAAGCAAAAGAGCUUCAACAGCCGGACAGCGAUGGACACAGGCAUUCCCAACCUGCCCGAGGGGGAGCCAACGAACGAAACCAAAUCCAAAGGGCUCAGAGGUGUCCCCAAGGCGUCCCCCCAAAUGAAUCAUCCAGACGAGAAGAAGCCAGAAGAAGCGCCCACCCUGGGGCCUUUCUUUUACCUCGGAGGAGCAAAUGGGGUCGAUAUACUCAACGUUUACUGCAAGAGCAAAGGUUGGCAGCGUAUCCAUGACAACCGGAGGGAGGAUUACAUCCUGAAAUGGUGCGAGACCAAGUUUCGGGACACCUAUUACAAUUUCCGAGAAGGAGAACAGCUUCUUUACCAAAUCCCGAACAACAAGAUAAUCACCACAAAGAUCGGCCUUUUGUUGAACCUCAGGGAGUAUGAGCGGGUGAUGAGGAAGAUCAACAGGACCAACAAAAUGCUGAGAAUGGAAGAGUUUUUCCCUGAGACUUUCCGCCUGGACACCAAAGACGAGAGAGAAAUCUUCUUUGAAAUAUAUAGAGAACCUCAUAUCUGGAUCUGUAAGCCCACCAGCUCAAACCAAGGCCGGGGAAUUUUCCUCCUGAAAAACCAAACCGAGGUCAAAGAGUUGGAAGCCAAACUCCACAGCAUGGAGGAAGAUCCUCAGUACAAGAAGCUCCCCUACAAGAACCCCCCGGCGAGAAUAGUGCAAAGGUACAUCGACCGGCCGCUGCUGCUAGAGGGGAAGAAGUUUGAUGUCCGCUCUUACCUCCUCAUCGCCUGCACAGUGCCUUACAUGCUGUUCUUUGGCCAUGGCUAUGUCCGCCUGACGUGCCUGAACUACGACCCGAAAUCGGAAGACCUCACCUCGCAUCUGACCAAUCAGUAUGUGCAGAAAAAGAGCCCCAUCUACUCCCACGUCAAGGAAGAGACGGUCUGGCAAAUGGAACGCUUCAACAACUACGUCAAUGAGAGGUUCAGUCACAUCAAAGGGCUCCCCAAGGAUUGGGUCUUCAACGGAUUCACCAAGAAAAUGAAGGAGAUCAUGUUGCAGUGUUUUCUGGCCGUCAAGUCCAAACUGGACUGCAAGCUGGGUUAUUUUGACCUCAUCGGCUGCGACUUCUUGAUUGACGAAGACUUUAAGGUCUGGCUCUUGGAGAUGAACGCAAACCCAGCUUUGCACACCAACUGUGGGGCGCUGAAGAACAUCAUCCCCACGGUGGUGAAUGAAACACUGGAUCUGACCAUCGAGAUCUUCACCAAAAUUCAAAAGGACCAGGCCCUCCUGCCACUGCAGUCCCUGUGCCAUUUUGCGCUGCUAUACAACGGGCUGGUCUCCGACCACGGCUUGCUGCAGCUCACCAAGAGCAGGACGUCCCUCCGUUCCUUGAGGAGCCACCGGUCCCAGUCCGACAACAGCAGCGUCGGCAGCUCCGGUGGCAGCACUGGCCGACUGAUGGACAAGCAGCCAGCCAAAGCUCCAGAGAAGCUGCUGAAAGGCGAGCCCAAGGUGGAACUGUCCGGCCCGCCUGAAGGCAUCUCCCUCCCACCCAGCAAAGGAGUCCCGCGAAACACUUUACCCAUGCCCCAGAUCCAAAUCUCCAUCAUCCCCAGCCUCAACUGCUGCCCGUCGGUGAAAGCCGUCCUCCGUGGCAACCAGGUCUGUAACAGCGGCAACCAGUAUAUCAUCAAACAAGUCCCAGGGUCGUCGGACAAACAUCCCAAACCUGAGAACAGCAAUGAGAAAGGGAAAGGGUGCCCUAUCUCCGGAGGCAACUCCAAGGACCGUUCCUACGCCACUUGGUUCCAGCAAACCUUUGGGACCAAAUUCCAGCCGGCCAGCAUCAACGGAGCGGGCAGUCCUUUGACCAGCUCACAAAUGGUCUCCCUCCAUCUCCAGUCCAACCUCCCGCCCAACCUCCCGGUCUUCCAAGAUAUUUCCAAGCCCCUCCGCCAGCUCACGACGCACACCAACCCCCCGGCACCCAGCGGCAAGGUUGCGUCGGCACCCGGCGGCCAUCACUGCGACGAAUCGAUCCCAGAAAAUAAGAUCUCCCACCGUGGCUCUUAA